AUGGCGUUCCCCGAUCACCGGAAUAAACUUCUCUUCCAGCAGCGCUGGCCGGUUCUCAGUUGCGACAACUUAAUACUCCUCACCUCAUUCUCUGUUGACAAUGUGCUUGUGAAUUUCUCUAUCAUUCAACUGAUAUCAAUCGUUGAAGGAACAAGUGAACGGACUACCACUUUCCCUCGCCUCAGCACACCCUACCACCCGCGCGAAACGGGCUUUCGCCUUCUGCAACCAUCAUGGCGGAACCUCCAGCCAAGCGCGCUCGGCGCAUUGACAGCACUGCAAUACGCCCACCUCCCAGAGACGACCGACGCGACGCCCCCCGCGAUGACCGUCGAUAUCGCUCGCGUUCUCGCGACCGGAAAGACACAAACCGUGAAAGGAGCUGGUCUCGAGAUCGUCGUGAUCAGGGAAGGGAUCGAGAUGGCCGUGGGCAUAGGGUUCGGAAAAGGAGCACCAGCAGAGACCGUGGUAAUGACAGGCGCGGUAAGAUCAACCCAAAGGCCAUUCGUAUUCUUAACGAGAGCAUCUCUGACCCGUGCUGCAUCUAUAGGAUACCCAUCUCAAGGCGACAAAUUUCGCGACCGCUCACGGUCGCGGUCUCCCGUGCGAAACGGUACCAAGACUGCCCGAUCACGAUCACCACCACCGCGAGGAGGAUUCAAAAUUGAUCGCCGUCCCGAGCGCAGAGAACCUCGAGCUCGAGGUGACGGGCGAGGUCCCAAUGGCUCAUCGGGGCCUGGUCAUCUGAACCAUGAGAUGGACGUGGACUUCAAAGAAGAUGCGGACGAAGGCGAAAUGGACGAGAUGAUGCGGAGGAGCAUGGGAUUCAGUCGAUUCCGGACCACGAAGAACACCAAGGUUCCCGGGAAUGACAUCUACGGCGUGCGGAAGGAAAAGAAGAGCGAGUAUCGCCAGUACAUGAACCGAACAGGUGGUUUCAACAGACCACUCAGUCCGUCGCGGUCUUGA
This is a messenger RNA of Penicillium maclennaniae, 969 nucleotides long. RefSeq names its product SNUT3/LISCH7 family protein. The record is from RefSeq and is a predicted model, not a curated record. The transcript has 2 exons. Lineage: Eukaryota; Fungi; Ascomycota; Eurotiomycetes; Eurotiales; Aspergillaceae. Gene Ontology annotation, cellular component: precatalytic spliceosome. The coding region runs from base 1 to 969 and encodes 322 amino acids. Gene Ontology annotation, biological process: RNA splicing.